AUGACUCUUACCAUCGUUAAUUUGCUUUCCGUCCCUUUUUUCAAUUGUCAUCAAUCCUUAAAAUAUCGGGUAAACCGGUCUCUGUGCUAUCCCUGUAACAUCAUGUAUGGUUCCUCUGUACCCCCCAUGCCCCAUUCCAUUUUCGUUCCCCGAUUAACUCUUUAUGACUUACCAGAUCCAUGGCCCAUUCACUCCAAUUGUUUUCAUCCCGUCUUUCUUACCUAUCCCAAUCCAGCAUCAUUAUUUGCAUUUAACUUUUAUAUAUUUUCUGUAUGUUCGCGUUGGGACCCAUGGACGUCAAACUACCCAUUCGCUCCUCUUUGGCAGGUAUUCUCCUUUUCUAUGUAUAUACACCCUUGUGUCCCUGUUUUUAAUAUCAAACUGGCAUUAAUUGCCCGAUGA
Messenger RNA from Laccaria bicolor S238N-H82, 402 nucleotides. RefSeq lists its product as uncharacterized. The record is from RefSeq and is a predicted model, not a curated record. NCBI's taxonomy places the organism in Eukaryota, Fungi, Basidiomycota, Agaricomycetes, Agaricales, Hydnangiaceae. Bases 1 to 402 code for a protein of 133 amino acids. The transcript has a single exon.